AAUAAUUAUUGUAAUUGGACAUUAAACCGUGACACUUUCCAAGUCAAAGUACGAUUCUUGUUUUUUUAGAUUAUUUUUAAUUAACUGUUGUCAUUACAAUAAGAUAAAUAUUUUAAUUAUCAUUGACUUUCAUGACAGUUUUUCAAUCUAUUUACAAUAUGAUAAAUACAGGAAAGCUUGCGGGUCGCACAAUUUUCAUUACUGGAGCGUCAAGAGGAAUUGGAAAAAGUAUUGCUUUGAAAGCUGCAAAAGAUGGAGCAAAUAUUGUUAUUGCAGCCAAGACAGCAGAACCGCAUCCAAAAUUACCAGGCACUAUAUAUACUGCUGCCAAAGAAAUCGAACAAGCAGGUGGAAAAGCAUUACCUUGUAUUGUUGAUGUAAGAGACGAAACACAAGUAGUUUCUGCGGUAGAAAAUGCUGUUAAUACAUUUGGUGGUAUCGAUGUUGUUAUUAAUAAUGCAAGCGCAAUUUCUUUAACAGGCACAUUGCAGACUGAUAUGAAAAAAUAUGAUCUUAUGAAUAAUAUCAACACCAGGGGAACAUUUUUAGUGUCAAAGAUAUGUUUGCCCUAUUUAAAAAAAAGCACAAAUCCUCAUAUAGUAAACAUAAGUCCACCGUUAAGUAUGAGACCAAUAUGGUUUAAAAAUCAUGUGGCAUAUACAAUAUCUAAAUUUGGUAUGUCAAUGUGUGCUCUUGGAAUGGCAGAAGAGUUCAGAGAAGAUGGUAUAGCUGUGAAUGCUGUUUGGCCAAAAACUGCUAUUCAUACUGCUGCCAUUGAAAUGCUAUCUGGGCCUGCAUCUAGUAGUUUUAGUCGCAAACCUGACAUAAUGGGAGAUGCUGUGUAUGCUUUAAUCUGUAAAGAUAGCAGAUCUAUUACAGGACAAUUUUUAAUUGACGAAGUACUAUUAAAAAAUGAAGGGAUUACUGACUUCACCAAUUAUGCAUGCGAUCCAACGAACAAAGACAAACUGAUGUUAGAUUUCUUCUUAGAAGAAAAUUUAGAUUUACAAGAUGAGAUGAAAAUUAUUACUAUGCAAACUAAUGUUACUACACAGGAUGCUAAUAAAUCAAAUACAAAAAUUGCACAAAUAUUCACUGCCAUUGAAGCGAAUUUAAAUAAUGAACUUGUUAACAAAACUGGAGCUAUUUUUCAGUUUAAUGUUAAAGGUGAUGAAGCUAGUAUAUGGUUUCUGGAUUUGAAGAAUGGAAAUGGCUCUGUAGGAAAAGGAGAGCCUACACACCCACCUGAUGCUGUACUAACAAUGGACUCUCAAAACUUUUUCGCAAUGUUUUCUGGAAAAUUGAAACCUGCAUCUGCCUUUAUGAUGGGAAAAUUAAAGAUCAGCGGUAAUCUUCAAAAAGCAAUGAAAUUAGAAAAAUUAAUGUACAAUUUAAAGUCUAAACUUUAAAAGUUAAAAGAUGUUAUCCUUUUUGAAAGAACGUUUAUAUGUUUGUAUACAAAUGUUAUGAAAUGUUCAUAUUG
Messenger RNA from Megachile rotundata (alfalfa leafcutting bee), 1483 nucleotides. It is a transcript of the gene Hsdl2, whose product is annotated as Hydroxysteroid dehydrogenase like 2. Gene Ontology annotation, cellular component: mitochondrion. NCBI's taxonomy places the organism in Eukaryota, Metazoa, Arthropoda, Insecta, Hymenoptera, Megachilidae. The record is from RefSeq and is a predicted model, not a curated record.